Molecule: messenger RNA, 1009 nt
Organism: Carlito syrichta (Philippine tarsier)
Lineage: Eukaryota; Metazoa; Chordata; Mammalia; Primates; Tarsiidae
Gene: CUTA
Product: cutA divalent cation tolerance homolog
Exons: 6
Coding region: 442-906 (154 amino acids)
Biological process (GO): response to metal ion
Molecular function (GO): copper ion binding
Source: RefSeq, a predicted model, not a curated record
ACGGAAACGGGCGUGCUGUUUCCGCGCACGUCUGCAGAUCCGGCUUUCAAUUGGUCGAGCCUCUCUUCGCUCCUCCUUCACUAAGGGGCGGAGCAAACCGAGCCACGUGAGGACCAGGAUUGGCUGGCUCUGGAGCAUUGGGUGGCUCUGCUUCUACUGUCACGUGGUGCGUGGUGUUUCUUAUCACGUGGCUACCCCCAGGUAAGAAGAGGCCGCUCUUCUGGGGUUUGGGGUGCUUUCUCCGUGUGACCUUUCAUAUCACCUCUUCUCUACCAGUAUGGGCUGCAUGAGUGGGGGGCGGGCUCCCGCAAUCCUGCUCGGCGGAGGGGUGAGUUACCCGCCCCGCCCCUUCCGGUCCUGAAAGCCUCGACCACUACCGGCACCCUAAAUCCCUGAGGUUGGCCCCCCUGAGGUGCGGUUCUGCUUCUGUCAUUGCUUUGGAUGCCGGCGCUGCUGCCUGUGGCCUCCCGCCUUCUGUUGGUACCCCGAACCCUGCUGUCCAUGGCUUCUGGAAGCCCUCCGACCCAGCCCUCGCCGGCCUCGGGCUCCGGCUACGUGCCAGGCUCAGUCUCCGCAGCUUUUGUCACUUGCCCCAAUGAGAAGGUCGCCAAGGAGAUCGCCAGGGCUGUGGUGGAGAAGCGCCUAGCAGCCUGUGUGAACCUCAUCCCUCAGAUUACAUCCAUCUAUGAGUGGAAAGGAAAGAUCGAGGAAGACAGUGAGGUCCUGAUGAUGAUUAAAACCCAAAGUUCCUUGGUCCCAGCUUUAACAGAUUUUGUUCGGUCUGUGCACCCUUACGAAGUGGCUGAGGUGAUUGCAUUACCUGUGGAGCAGGGAAAUUCCCCGUACUUGCAUUGGGUGCGCCAGGUCACAGAGUCAGUUUCUGACUCCAGCACAGUCCUGCCGUGACAAGCCCUGUUCUUGCCAUCAUCCCCUCAGAUAAUUUAGUGCCCUCUGACUUCCAGGUGAUGGUGACUGGACCCUCAAUAAAUCCUACCUUUGGUUCUUUCUG